CUGAAUUGAAAACUUUGGAGAUAGACCCAGUGCGAGAUGGCCACACGCAUUCCUCCUCCAAAACGGCAAAAGAUAUAUUUUAAACAUGACAAGAAUAGGCCGCCCACCCCACCCCCUGCUGAACCUGCUCCUAACGUUAUAGUCCAGUUCUUGUCUGAACAAAGCGGAGAGACACCAAUAGGCGAUGUCAUUAACGUCCCCUCAGACUUUUCCAGAGAUGCGCUAGAGCUGCUCGCAAAUAAGCAAGCCAAUGAAGAAGACGACCCGAUCCCAUACCAAUUCCAUGUUCGCCUUCCCGAUUCCGCUAUGGAUCCCAACAAUGCAGGCGCUCCAACACAGCUAGUCAUAACACACUCAAUAUUCGAAGAUAUUCUUUCGCAUCCUAAAAAAUAUUUUAGCUCAGAAGAUAUUAUCAAAGUGUAUUGCACCCCUCAAGCCGUCUUUCGUGUUCGUCCGGCCACACGGUGCUCUUCAACGCUUUCAGGUCAUGGUGCCGCCAUUCUGUGCGCAUCCUUCUCUCCCACAGGAAAGCUACUAGCUACUGGCUCCGGUGAUAAUAAUGUGCGACUCUGGGAUUUGGACACUGAAUUGCCCAGCCACACUUUGUCUGGACACCGAGGAUGGGUAUUAUGUGUUGAGUGGGAGGCUCGAGGGAGGAAGUUGGCUUCAGGAGGGUACGAUUCGGAGGUACGACUAUGGAAUCCCAAUACCGGGAAGCCUCUAGGGAAUGCACUCAAGGGCCAUACCAAAUGGGUCACAUCCUUGGCCUGGGAGCCUAUUCAUAUCAACCCGACGAACCCCCGACUCGCCUCAUCUUCAAAAGAUGCCACCGUCAGGGUAUGGAACACUGCAAACAGAACGCUUCAUUAUACCUUGGGUGGCCACACAGCGAGCGUGAAUGUUGUGCGAUGGGGUGGCGCAGGUCAGGGCAAGAGUGGAGUUCUAUAUACGGCCAGCAGUGAUAGAACCGUAAGGAUUUGGGACGCCGAUGUGGGGAAGUUACUUUUCGUCUUGAAAGACCAUGCACAUUGGGUGACAACACUUACAUUAAAUACCGAUUUCGUUCUCCGGACCGGUCCUUACGAUCAUCUUGCUAAAGAACCAUCCUCUGAUGCCGAAGCCCAAGAGCUUGCCUUGAAGCGAUACAACGCCCUUGCCUCGACUACUUCGGAACUGCUCAUCUCUGGCUCUGAUGAUCACACACUCUUCUUCUGGUCUCCCUUCGGUCGCAACCAAACUGGAGAUAGUGUCAAGCCCAUAACGAGAUUAACAGGACAUCAAAGACAAGUAAAUCAUGUGGCAUUCAGUCCUGACGGCUGUUGGGCAGCCAGUGCAAGUUGGGAUUCAUCAAUUAGAAUGUGGGACGGCCGAACGGGGAAGUAUGUCGCGGCCCUGCGAGGACACGUCGCACCUGUUUACCGACUUGCGUGGUCAGCUGAUUCGCGGUUGCUUGUCAGCGCAAGCAAAGAUAGCACUGUCAAGAUUUGGAAUCUGAGAACAUACAAACUGCAUACUGACCUGCCUGGUCACACCGAUGAGGUGUAUUGCGUCGAUUUUGUCGCCGACAAAAUUGUUAGUGGAGGGCGUGAUAAGAAAGUGAAAAUAUGGAAGAACUGAGCGAGCAGAACGGUUGUUUCCUUCUGUGCGAGCGAUUCAUCAAGCAUUUUCCCUGGUUGCGUUACCAUUGUUAUAUGCGCGUGAACUUUAAUACAUGGAGGUGUUCUCUUC
Messenger RNA from Cantharellus anzutake, 1728 nucleotides. RefSeq names its product WD-repeat protein. The coding region runs from base 37 to 1617 and encodes 526 amino acids. Gene Ontology annotation, molecular function: protein binding. The transcript is spliced from 9 exons. Gene Ontology annotation, cellular component: nucleolus. The record is from RefSeq and is a predicted model, not a curated record. NCBI's taxonomy places the organism in Eukaryota, Fungi, Basidiomycota, Agaricomycetes, Cantharellales, Hydnaceae. Gene Ontology annotation, biological process: ribosomal large subunit assembly.